Oncorhynchus gorbuscha (pink salmon) is the source of this 2525-nucleotide messenger RNA. Its product is annotated as calcium/calmodulin-dependent protein kinase type II delta chain. Gene Ontology annotation, biological process: protein phosphorylation. Bases 273 to 1814 code for a protein of 513 amino acids. Gene Ontology annotation, cellular component: cytoplasm; neuron projection. The record is from RefSeq and is a predicted model, not a curated record. Lineage: Eukaryota; Metazoa; Chordata; Actinopteri; Salmoniformes; Salmonidae. Gene Ontology annotation, molecular function: calmodulin binding; ATP binding; calcium/calmodulin-dependent protein kinase activity. The transcript is spliced from 20 exons.
CGCAGCCUAAGUGAAGUGUCAGUAGGCAGGCACAGAGAACAGCAGGUCUCGACGUCCCUGACAACCCCUAAACUCCCGUGCCAAUAACCAUUCUUGGAUUCGGAAACGGAGCUGGAAGAGUAAAUGUAUUUGAAGUUUAAAGCUUAUUUUGUGAAUUUGGUUUAUCGUUUGAGCUAGAAUAUUGUCAAUUUGAAACACAGCAGAGAAACUCGAGUGGCUUUUGAGGUUUUACAGUCCUAACCUACAAGAGACAGUCUUCCCUAUCCUUUGCCAUGGCUUCGACAACCUGUACCAGAUUUACCGACGAGUAUAAUCUAUACGAAGAGCUGGGAAAGGGAGCUUUCUCCAUAGUGAAAAGAUGCAUGAGGAUCUCCAGCGGACAGGAGUAUGCUGCCAAAAUCAUCAACACCAAGAAGCUAUCUGCUCGGGAUCACCAGAAGCUGGAGCGAGAGGCCAGGAUUUGUCGCCUGCUCAAGCACCCCAAUAUCGUGAGGCUCCAUGACAGCAUAUCAGAGGAGGGAUUUCACUACCUGGUCUUUGACUUGGUGACUGGUGGGGAGCUGUUUGAGGACAUCGUAGCCAGAGAGUACUACAGCGAAGCAGACGCCAGUCAUUGCAUUCAGCAGAUCCUAGAGGCCGUGCUCCACUGCCACCAGAUGGGCGUGGUCCACCGCGACCUGAAGCCUGAAAAUCUGCUCCUAGCCAGUAAGCUGAAGGGCGCAGCGGUGAAGUUGGCAGACUUUGGUCUGGCCAUCGAGGUGCAGGGAGACCAGCAGGCAUGGUUCGGUUUUGCGGGAACCCCAGGCUACCUGUCCCCAGAGGUCCUGAGGAAAGACCCCUAUGGGAAACCUGUGGAUAUGUGGGCCUGUGGUGUGAUUCUCUACAUUCUCCUGGUGGGCUACCCUCCCUUCUGGGACGAGGACCAGCACAGACUGUACCAGCAGAUCAAGGCUGGGGCUUACGAUUUUCCGUCCCCUGAGUGGGACACAGUGACCCCCGAGGCCAAAGACCUGAUUAACAAGAUGUUGACCAUCAACCCUGUCAAGAGGGUCACCGCCACAGACGCACUCAAACACCCCUGGAUCUGUCAACGCUCCACGGUGGCGUCCAUGAUGCACAGACAGGAGACGGUGGAGUGCCUGAGGAAGUUCAACGCCAGAAGGAAACUCAAGGGUGCUAUCCUCACCACCAUGCUGGCCACACGCAACUUCUCAGCAGCCAAGAGCCUGCUCAACAAGAAAGCUGACGGCGUCAAGAUCAACAACAACAAGACCAAUGUAGUCACCAGCCCCAAAGAGCCCCCCACUCUGGAGCCUCAAACCACUGUCAUCCACAACCCAACUGAUGGAAACAAAGUAGAGUCCAGUGAGAGUGCCAACACCACCGUGGAGGAUGAGGACGUGAAAGCUCGUAAGCAGGAGAUCAUCAAAGUGACUGAGCAGCUGAUUGAGGCCAUCAACAAUGGAGACUUUGAAGCCUAUACGAAGAUCUGUGAUCCCGGGCUUACAUCCUUCGAGCCAGAGGCUUUGGGAAACCUAUUGGAGGGAACAGACUUCCACAGAUUCUACUUUGAGAACGCUCUGUCCAGGGGAAAGCAAGGGCCCGUCCACACCAUCCUGCUCAACCCCCACGUGCACCUGAUCGGCGACGACGCGGCGUGCAUCGCUUACAUCCGCCUCACCCAGUACAUGGACGCCAGCGGCAUGCCACGCACCAUGCAGUCGGAGGAGACCCGCAUCUGGCACCGCCGCGACGCCAAGUGGCAGAACAUCCACUUCCACCGCUCCGGCUCGCCCACGGUGCCCGCCAAAUAAAUUGACUGGAGUUGAGGAGCCCCUAGCCUACAGCUGUCAGCUGACCUGCGGAAUUUGCCUACUAAGUGUGUGACAUCCUCGCCCAAUCCCAUCGCUACAACUUCGCCCUCUGAGUGUUGUUUACAUAUCGUCGCUGCUGGACUGAAGAUUCUUCUUGUAAAAUAUAAAAAGGAAACAACAAUCUUGACGAUAUAAUUUUAUAGAGAAAAUGUUGGUGUUUUAUCGCAUUGUUCCAUUCUUCUCAGUCUCAUCGCAGGACAUUUAUGACUGAAACAUAUAUAUUUUUUAUUUUAAUACAAUAAUUUCCUAAUUUUAAACAUCUUUUAAGUUUGAAUGCCGUAGGAAAAUGAAUAGAGUACAUGCCAGAGUUGUUGACGAUAUGUGAAGUUUGCAAAUUUGUGGGUUUAUGAGAUAUAUCUGAGAGAUUUUCAAUCUUAAAUAAUAUACAGUAAUACAGUGUCGUCCGUAAUUAUUAGGACAGUGAAGCAUUGUCUUCUUCUUUUGAAAUCGUGGCUGAAGUUUAGAGUGCAGACUGACAGCUUUAAUUUGACGUUAUGUUCAUCCAUAUCGGCUCAACCGUUUGGAAAUUACAGCACUUUUUGUACACAGUAGUCCUCCCCAUUUUAGGGGACCAAAAGUAUUGAGACGAAUUCACUUGAAUGUGUAUUAAAGUAGUAAAAACUGUGGUCUCAUAUUCAUAGCACGCAAUGA